Haemorhous mexicanus (house finch) is the source of this 2894-nucleotide messenger RNA. It is a transcript of the gene HORMAD1, whose product is annotated as HORMA domain containing 1. Lineage: Eukaryota; Metazoa; Chordata; Aves; Passeriformes; Fringillidae. The record is from RefSeq and is a predicted model, not a curated record. Bases 711 to 1760 code for a protein of 349 amino acids. The transcript has 14 exons.
UUCUUUCAUCUCCCUUCCUUCACCUUCUUUACUUCACUUCCCUUCCCUCUCCUCACAUCCUCCUCCAGUUUUUCCUCGAUUAUCUCUCACCUCAUCUCCCGAGUUUUGUUGCCCGCCGCCCCGCGCUGCUCUGCAGUGUUGUGUCUUCGCGCUUUCAUGCUCCGCUUGCCUCAGUUUCCCUUGAAGCCGGUGGUGGUUUCUGGGCUGAGGCUGAUGGGGGGCGGCUCCUUCCCCACUCGGCCGCCUGCUGCCAUCGGGGGGUUUAUGGAGGAUUGCUGAGGGGAGCUCCAUGCCCUUCGUGAUCCAGACCUUAUUUCUAAUUUGGGAAAGGUGUUUUCCUCAGGCGUGGGUGCAUUUGUUAUUCCUGAAUUAGAGGGAAGGUUUAUGUGGAGUCAGGCUCAGGGCAGUGAGGGUUCUGUUUCUCCCAUACUCAUUUAAAUUACAGAUGGAAACAACUCAAUUCUGGGGGUGUUUGAAAUGUGGGGAGAAUUCCAUAAGGUCCUUUGAAAAUCCUGUAGGUUGGGCACCAGUUAGUACUAAAGAGAACUGCCUUUGGAUGUUCAUAUUUCAUAGGAAUACAGAAAAAAACGUUCUAAUUAUUGCAUCCUCAGGGGAGGCCUGUGCUGCUGUGAAAAUCUGAUACUGGGGAUGAUUAGAGGAGCCAUCCUGCUCAGUUUCGUGGAAAACCCAGGAACAGGAGUCUCUGCAGAAUGGCAACUGCUCAGAAGCAAAGGAGUGCUGUGAGUGCAGUUGUAUUUCCCAAGAAAAUAGCCACGGAGCAGCAGUCCCUGAUGCUGGUGAAGAGGCUGCUGGCAGUGGCAGUGUCCUGCAUCACAUACCUCAGGGGAAUCUUCCCUGAAAGUGCCUAUGGAACCAGAUACAUGGAUGAUGUUUGUGUCAAAAUUCUGCGGGAAGACAAAAACUGUCCUGGCUCUACCCAGCUGGUGAAAUGGAUGUUAGGAUGCUAUGAUGCCUUGCAGAAGAAAUACCUGAGGCAGAUUGUGCUAGCAGUCUAUACCCAGACAGAAGAUCCUCAGACAGUCACAGAGUGUUACCACUUCAAGUUCAAGUACACCCACAAUGGGCCACUCCUGGAUUUUGGCAGCAAGGACAAGAGGUCAGAGUGCCCCAUCAGCUGUGCAGACACCAAGAAGGCCAGCAUCCUCCUGAUCCGCAAGAUCUACAUCCUGAUGCAGAACCUGAGCCCCCUGCCCAACGACGUCUGCCUCACCAUGAAACUCCUCUACUAUGAUGAGGUGACACCCCCUGAUUACCAGCCUCCAGGGUUCAAGGAGGCCAGUGACGAGGGGCUGCUGUUCAAGGAGGAGCCCAUGUACCUGAACGUGGGGGAAGUGCCAACUCCUUUUCACCUGCUGAAACUGAAAAUCACCACUGAGAAACAGCGCAUGGAGAGUGCUGAUCAGAGCAUCCUAAAGCAGGGGGAGACUGCUGAGCCUCUGCAGGAGGAUCCUGUCCUGGAGACUGAGGUGGAAGAUAGGAAUCAUGGCAAUAUUUCAGAAGCUCAAGAAAAGAAUUCAGCUCGUGAAGAGGAAGCUGGAGGGAUCCAGACUCCCUCCCAUGUUUCUCAUCCUCAGGUGGAUCAUUUGACCCGUAAAACAUCUGAGCUGAUCGUGUCAGAGAGCAGGACAAGAAGUGGAAAGAUAUUCCAAAGCUGCAUUGUGCACCAGGCUGAGCUCUCCUCCAGCCAGGACGUGCUGCCCAAGAGGAGGAAGCUCAGCGAGCCCAAGGAUCAGUUUUAGUUGCCCAAAGGAUGAAGCUCAGCAAGGCCAAGGAGCAGUUUUAGUUGCCCAAGGGAUGAAGCUCAGCAAGGCCAAGGAGCAGUUUUAGUUGCCCAAGGAGCAGUUUUAGUUACCCAAAGGAUGAAGCUCAGCAAGCCCAAGGGGCAGUUUUAGUUGCCCAAGGGGCAGUUUUAGUUGCCCAAGGGGCAGUUUUAGUUGCCCAAGGAGCAGUUUUAGUUGCCCAGGGAGCAGUUUUAGUUGCCCAGGGAGCAGUUUUAGUUGCCCAAGGAGCAGUUUUAGUUGCCCAGGGAGCAGUUUUACUUGCCCAAGGAGCAGUUUUAGUUGCCCAAAGGAUGAAGCUCAGCAAGGCCAAGGAGCAGUUUUAGUUGCCCAGGGAGCAGUUUUAGUUGCCCAUCUCCUGCUGUCCCAAGUUCCUCACUCCUGUUUGGUUGUUCCACUGUUGGGUUUAAGGAUCUGUUCUGCUCCAUUAGCGCUUCCAUGGGAUGUGUUUGAAGGAAGGAAGAUGUCAGGAAGGCCCAGCUGAAGAAUUCCCAACUUAUUUUGUACAGGACCAGAAAUCCUUGGAUUUUUGGGGGUUUGUGGGUUGGCUCCAGCUCCUGAUGGUGAUGGAGGGAAUUCAUCCCCCAGCACAAGGUUUCACCAGUGCCUCUGGGCUUUGGUUCUGAGCUGAGGACCUGCCUGCCCCAAAACCUCUCCAGUUUUGGGGUGAUUUCCAGAGCUUUCCAGAGGGCUGGGCUGUCAGUUACAGGCUGUUACAGUUUUAGGAGUUACAGUUUUUGCUUUUCCUACUGGAGUUGGAUGCUUUACAUUUCUUCCAGACCAGAAGUACCAUCCUUAGGUGAAGAACAAACCCCCUUCAUGCCUUGAAUUCCAGGCUCCCUGCCAGAACGCAGGAAUUUCGGUAUCCGUGGCUCUUCAGCUCCGUUCUGAGGAGCACCGGGGGAGCUCAGAACGAUUUAUGGCCGGGGCGGGCACGGUACCGAGCCCUCCUGCACCCCCGAACCGUUCGUUGUAGGGGAACGGGAGGGAAGCCUGCAACGGGGGGACAGCUUGAACGUUCCUUGGCGGUUUUGACUUUUAAAUUAACAAUGUCCGUUCCUCAUCGGUCCUUUAUUAAAGGGCGUUCAGCUUUGA